CAGCAAGAAAACCGACUACAGCAGAAUUUCCAAGAGUUGCACGACAAUGUUUUGCUCCAGCACUGUGAUGUCGCUGGCUCUCUGCCUGCUGGCUUGUGUUCACUCUGGCAUCAACGCGUAUCCAGCCAAGCCUGUCAGCCCCCGAGAAGGCGCCCCACUUGAUGAGAUCGCCAAAUAUUAUUCUGCACUAAGACACUACAUCAAUCUCAUUACGAGACAGAGGUAUGGGAAACGUGACACCCCAGAUACUGUAUUUUCAGAUGCGUUGGUGAGGGGGAGCUCAGAGAGUUUUCCAGGAUCUAACUAUGGCAGGUAUGAUGGGCUGCCACUGUGGUGAUGCUGCUGGAGCUGUCAUGUCCAGGCGGAUUUUACGACAAAGCUGCUCCAUCCACAUGAAAUCAACUUGUACU
Gymnodraco acuticeps is the source of this 410-nucleotide messenger RNA. RefSeq names its product peptide YY-like. Gene Ontology annotation, cellular component: extracellular region. The record is from RefSeq and is a predicted model, not a curated record. Gene Ontology annotation, biological process: feeding behavior; neuropeptide signaling pathway. Lineage: Eukaryota; Metazoa; Chordata; Actinopteri; Perciformes; Bathydraconidae. The coding region runs from base 47 to 337 and encodes 96 amino acids. Gene Ontology annotation, molecular function: neuropeptide hormone activity; neuropeptide Y receptor binding. The transcript has 4 exons.